Messenger RNA from Panicum virgatum (switchgrass), 1222 nucleotides. RefSeq lists its product as uncharacterized. The transcript is spliced from 4 exons. Bases 570 to 998 code for a protein of 142 amino acids. Lineage: Eukaryota; Viridiplantae; Streptophyta; Magnoliopsida; Poales; Poaceae. The record is from RefSeq and is a predicted model, not a curated record.
AAAAAACACCGGCUCGCACCCCUCGCACGCCGCGACGCCGUCUCUCCCCGCGACGCCGAAGCAGCGACGUCGGAUCCCGCCGGCGACGCCGCUGCCCCGCGAGGUCGGCUCCCCGCGACACCGGCGUGCCCCGCCACUGACGCGAGACGCCGGCUGCCCGCGAUGCGUUCUCCCCGCGACAGCGGCGCACCCCGACGCCGGCUCCCCAUCGCAACACCGGCGUGCCCCGCUACUGACGCGCGACGCCUGCUCCCCGCGACAGCGACACCCCCGACGCCGGCUCCCCGCGACGCCGCGACAGCGACGGGGCCGCACUCCUCGACGCCGGCUCCCUAUCGCGGCACCGCCACCCCGCCACCGCCGCACCCCGACGCCGGCUCCCCGUCGCGGCACCGCCAUCCUGUCUGCCACGCCGCCGCACCACUCGACGCAGUCGAUCUGGACUGCGAGGACAGGAGCCGCCGCCGCCGCCGCGGAUCGGGCAGCAGGCGGGCCUUACGCGGCGGCGCGCGGGAGGGCAAGUCGCACGCGCGCAGCAGGCGACACGCGCCCCCCGCCGUGGAUUCGCCAUGCGCUACGCGCGCGGCCGCCGUCCCCGUCGCUGUCGGUGCCCGCUCCUCACAGGCGCACCUCCUCCACACCGUCGUGGACCUCGCGCCGCCAGCAUCUACGCCGCGCGGGCCGCUUCCUUCACGCCGCUGGCUCAAGUCCUCGCCGCACCUCCUCGACUCCUCCACGCCGCCGUCCGUCUCGCGCUUCUCAGAUGUGUUACCAUCUCUGUAAUCCAAGUCGGUGGCACCGUCGAGGAGAGGAUUGAACUUGCAGAGCAAUUUGCACCUAGCAAUCAGGGGUUCAUUCAGACCAUGAAUAAAGUCUUCGAGCAUGCUGGAGAUCUUAUCAACAUAAGAGUGGCACACAAUUUGAUGCGGCUUAUUGCUGAAGGCUUUGGCGAGGAUGAAGGUGCUGAUAGUCAACUAAGAUCAUCAGCUCGGGGGUGACGUGACAGGGCUGUACUGUCACGCCGGUGGGAGUGGCGUGACAAGCUUGGCACGUGGAAUAUGCGCUGGCAGACCCCUUCCGAGCGCUCCGAAGCGUGCCGACGUGACACACCUUGUCACGCCAAUGCAUGUGGCGCGACAGCGUGUUUUUGUCACGCCACGCGGACCGGCGUAACCUAAAGGGUUAGAUCUGCAAAUAUAUGUCCGGGUGGGUUAUUUUUAAA